AUGGACAAAGAUUGGGUAUUUCUCGCUCGAGAAAGUGAUGGAUAUAUUUCUGGUGUACGUGCAUUUAUCAGUCGCUCGCAAAGUAUCUCCCCUAUUCCUGGUAAAAUCUUUUGUCCCUGUAAAGAGUGUAAAAACCGGUGGAGACAGAGUUUGAAAAAUGUGGAGGAUCAUAUACGCUGCCUAGGCAUGUGGAAUGACUACGUAAAUGUUCCUUGGACCUCACACGGUGAGGAAUUGCCCAUAUUAAAUGAAGAUGCAACACCUCCAUCAUCCCCACAAGAAGUUGUGCCCGACCAUGGCAUGGCUGAUAUGUUGCAAGAUGCAUUUGGGUUUCAUGAUCAUAUGGAGGAGGAUAGUGGAGGUCAUCAAGACUCUACUCCAUCUAUUGAUGCCCUUAAAUUCUACAAGUUACUAGAUGCUGCAGAUACUGAUCUUUUCCUUGGAGCACGAAUAAAGAAGCUUGAGUUUUUAGUGAGGUUAUAUAAGAUCAAGUGCUUGCACUCAAUGAGUGAUGUAGCGUUUUCUAAAAUCCUGGAUGUGUUGAGAGAUACAUUUCCUACGAGUACAACUCUCCCGACGAGUUUUUACAAGACUAAAAAAAUCAUGAAGGACAUUGGGUUGUCAUAUACCAAAAUUGAUGCAUGUCCUAAUGAUUGUAUGUUGUAUUGGAAAGACCGUAUCAAUGAUGAUAGUUGUGAUAUAUGCCAUACCAGCAGAUGGAAAAAGAAGAAAAGAGGCAAUGUUGACGAUGGAAAACCAAAAGCACGUAAGGUCUUACGUUAUUUUCCAUUAGCUCCGAGAUUGCAGCGUUUAUAUGUGUCUCGCCAUACUGCAGAGUCUAUGUCUUGGCAUUCAACAUUACGGACUAAAGAUGGAGUGUUUCGACAUCCUGCCGAUGCUCCAGCUUGGGCACAUUUGGAUGAAAAGUACCCUGAUUUUGGUAACGAGUGCCGUAAUGUCCGCUUGGGGCUGGCUAGUGAUGGUUUUAAUCCUUUUGGAAUGAUGAACUCUUCACGUAGUACAUGGCCUGUUGUGAUGUCUGUCUAUAAUCUACCUCCUUGGUUAUGCAUGAAACAACCAUACAUGUUCUUGUCAUUACUUAUACCAGGGCCAAAAGGACCAGGUAAAAGUAUUGAUGUUUAUUUACAACCAUUAGUGGAAGAACUGAAGAUGUUGUGGAAUCAAGGAGUAGAAACAUAUGAUGCAUUCAAGAAAGAGACCUUUACCAUGCGAGCUGCGGUAUUAUGGACGAUUAAUGAUUUUCCCGCAUAUGCAAUGUUAUCUGGUUACAGUACAUCAGGGAAGAAAGCUUGUCCGGUGUGUUGUGAAGAUACAGUGUCUGAGAGGCUCAAGAAAUGUAAAAAGCAAUGUUACUUGGGACAUCGUCGGUGGUUGGAUGCUGGUCAUAGGUACCGUGGAUGGAAGAAUAAUUUCAAUGGUGAUGUUGAAAGAAGGUAUGCCCCAAGGCGCAAGACAGGUUUCGAGGUUCUGAGAGCAACACAUGGUUUGACCUUUCAAUUUGGCAACCAGAAAAAGAAGAAAACUCGUCGAAAACGUAAGCGACCGUCUGAAGGACCCCCUGAGAAGGACUUUGGUAACUGGAAAAAGAAGAGCAUAUUGUUUGAAUUACCUUACUGGGAGCAUAAUUUGUUGCCUCACUGUAUAGACCCCAUGCAUACUGAAAAAAAUUUCUUUGAUAAUCUUUUUGGCACCUUGCUUGGGGUAGAAGGAAAAAAUAAGGAUAGUAAAAAUGCUCGGGACGACAUGGUUGAUCUCGAUGUCAAGCAUGAUCUACAUCCUGUGAAAGAAGGUGACAAGAUAAGGUAUCCUGCUGGAAGCUUUAAUCUAUUAAAAGAGGAGAAAAAAAUGAUAUAUGAAGUCAUGGCAGAUUAUCGACCACCAGAUGGAUGGUCCUCCAAUAUCAGCAGUUGUGUUAGACUUGAAGAAAGAAAGCUAAUUGGGUUGAAGAGUCAUGAUUGCCAUAUUUUGAUGCAAUAUAUACUACCAAUUGCCAUUCGUCGGCCUAUUAAGUGUAAGAAACUUAUUACAGUCCUACUACAAUUGAGUGGAUUUUUCAGACAGUUAUGCACAAAGGUUGGCUCCAAAGCCUUUUUUGAAGAAUUAUCUCGGAAGAUUGCCUUAACUUUAUGUGACUUGGAGAGUAUCAUGCCACCCUCAUUCUUUGACAUAAUGGAGCACCUACCGAUUCAUUUGGCCGAAGAAGCUGCAAUAGGUGAUCCUGUUCAAUAUAGAUGGAUGUAUCCUAUCGAAAGGUACUUGCACACUCUGAAGGAGUACAUGCGCAAUAAAGCUCAUCCUGAAGCAAGCAUUGCUGAAGGAUACAUAAUAGAUGAAUGUCUCUCCUUCUGUACUAUGUACUUAUCAGGUGAUACUGAAUCAGAACGAAUUCGACAAUCUCGUAAUGGUGAUGACCCUCAUAACAUUGUCAGAUCUGGAUUGCCAUUAUUCGUUACAAAGGGAAGAGCUUUAGAAUAUGGUAAAAAGUUUACAUUGACUGAUGAGCAGAAACAUCGAGCUCAUACACAUGUGCUACUCAAUUGUCCAGAAAUUGACCACCACUUGAAGGAACAUGUGGAUAUAGAGAAAAGGAGAAGAGGUAGACGAUGUUCUAUACAAGAGGCUGAGAGACUAGCAAAUUUAUCCUUCUCCAACUAUUUUAAGAGCAAGAUAAGAGAAAAUAUUGAUGAAGGUGAUGUAACAACUGAUCCUGACAUUCGUGCUUUGGCCGAAGGACCGAGCAAUGUUGCCAAACGUUACAAAAAGUAUGUCAUUAAUGGUUGCCGUUUUCAUGUGAAGUCAGUUGACACCGGUUCUACAUAUCAAAAUAGUGGUAUUUAUGUCAAAGCUGAAAGUAAUUGUUAUGCGACUGCCAAUGACCGGCAACCAAGAAAUGAGAUGCUCGACUACUACGGUGUAUUGACAGAUAUCAUCGAAUUGGACUAUCACAAUGGCAGGAGAGUUUUGUUGUUUGAGGGGGAUUGGAUUGAUAGUCGAGCCACUAAUCGGGGAUUGAAAAAGGAUGAGUUUGGCUUCAUUUUGGUAAAUUUUAGUUAUCUGCUUCCACCAGCUGAUACCUUCAUUUUCGCUUCUCAGGCAGAACAAGUUUUUUACAUAAAAGAUCUGAUUGAACCUCAUUGGGAGGUUGUUGUGAAGGCUAAACCAAGAGACUUUUUUGAUAUGGGGGCCGAUCUUGAUCCAGAACCAUACGCGCCUCAACAACUUGCUGAUGGAGUGAAUGCCGAAGACAAUGGGAUGAUAUCCCGAUUCGACAUCUCCGGAGUUAAUCUCGAUUAG
Messenger RNA from Argentina anserina (silverweed cinquefoil), 3315 nucleotides. RefSeq lists its product as uncharacterized. The transcript has 4 exons. The coding region runs from base 1 to 3315 and encodes 1104 amino acids. The record is from RefSeq and is a predicted model, not a curated record. Lineage: Eukaryota; Viridiplantae; Streptophyta; Magnoliopsida; Rosales; Rosaceae.